ACCGGUCGCGAUUUAAGCCGCUUGAGAAGCGACAAAACCGGCUAUAUUUGAUCGCUAACGAUAUUACACUAAACAAGGAGUAUACGAGAACGUUUUCCGAGUGUUCCAGCGACGAACGACGGCCGAAAUUUCGUAUAUUGCACAAGGAAAUCGAGCGAUGUUUGUCGCUCUAAUUUUGUUCUAUAUAUUGGCUGCAUACAAUCAGGCCAACGGCACAUGCGCAGACCACACCCUAUAUUCGGCGAACGGCUCAGCUCACAGCGACUGACUGCUUGCGAGCUUCAACUAGCCUCAACACAAAGUUUUUACUCAAAACUACGACGGGGGCGUUCUCCGUUUUUGCUGCUCGCACUUUUAGUGCGAUGGGGUGUUUUGGGCCAGGACAUACAGAGCAAGAAAGGGAAGAGCAUAAACGACAGAAACAUAAUAGCAAGGAAAUCGAAAAACAGUUGAAAAAGGAUAAAUUAACAUUUCGUGCCACACAUCGACUCCUUUUGCUUGGUGCUGGCGAAUCGGGCAAGAGUACAAUUGUAAAACAGAUGAGAAUUCUUCACGUCAAUGGCUUCGAUGAUCUCGAAAAGAAGCAGAAAGUUGAAGAUAUCAAGCGAAAUAUACGCGAUGCAAUAUUGACGAUUACAGGGGCUAUGAGCACCCUAACGCCGCCGGUCAAGAUAGGAGAUCCGAAUAAUCAAAGUCGAAUUGACUACAUACACGAAGUGGCCACAGCACCCGAUUUUGAUUACCCACCGGAUUUUUUCGAUGGUACGAUCAUUUUAUGGAAGGAUAGCGGGGUUCAAGAGUGCUUUGAACGAUCCAACGAAUACCAACUCAUAGAUUGUGCACAGUAUUUUUUAGACAGAGUAGAAUUAGUACGACAACCGUCAUACAUGCCUUCAGACCAGGACCUGCUAAGAUGUCGUGUUCUGACGUCUGGUAUAGUCGAAACGAAGUUUCAAGUCGAUAAAGUUAAUUUUCAUAUGUUCGAUGUAGGAGGACAAAGGGACGAAAGAAGAAAGUGGAUUCAAUGUUUUAAUGAUGUCACGGCGAUUAUUUAUGUGGUGGCGUGCAGUAGUUACAAUCUCGUAUUGAGAGAAGACCCAAGUCAGAAUCGAUUAAGAGAAUCAUUGGAUCUUUUCAAAAGUAUUUGGAAUAACAGAUGGUUAAAAACAAUUUCAGUUAUCCUAUUUUUAAACAAGCAAGAUCUGUUACGUGAUAAAGUACGGGCAGGCAAAUCAAAAAUUGAAGAUUAUUUUCCAGAUUUCGCUAGAUACAGGACACCACCUGAUGCAACGUCCGAACCAGAUGAUGACGAGCAGGUUACAAGAGCGAAAUAUUUUAUCCGAGACGAAUUUCUACGGAUCAGUACGGCAAACGGUGACGGUAAACAUUACUGCUAUCCUCAUUUCACGUGUGCUGUGGAUACGGAAAACAUCAGAAGAGUAUUUAAUGACUGCCGUGACAUUAUACAAAGAAUGCAUCUCCGUCAAUACGAACUACUCUGACUUGAGGUGACCAUAGGAGAUUUAGUACACAAUGGCUUGCAGCUGAACUGCUAAAUUUAACUGCUGCAGUCAAAACGUAGACUAAAUCUCCGUAUAUUUGGACCCCGUGUGAAUAAGUAAAUAUAAUUAUUAGAUUUAUAUAAUAACGCUCAUCUGCGACCCUUUAUUUGCUGACGAGCUCUUCAACGGUUGAAAAUUUCCUCGUCGUCAUCGUGGUUGAUCAGACCGACCCCCGUCCGUUGCAUAUUGUAAUUUGAUCGGAUCAUCAAUUUGCGCAUGCGCUUUGUACAAAGUCUACUGACCUGUAGUAUCGCGGUGACCAUUUCGCUCGCCGUGGCGAAUUGGUCAGCCGAUGUAGUAAGGCCAGUUUUCGGAAGUGCAGGAACCAUUCUACAAACACUACCCCAGGAAUGAGAUACUUCAGCGCCCCCCCCCCCCUUUCCGUAGUAACGUAUUAACGGACCAAAUAAUAAUUUGAGUGAGAUUGUUUGAGAUAACUCCGCAUGCAUGUGUAAAUAUUUUCAGUUUGCGAAAGGUUAGAAUGGAACAUCCUUUUCAUUGGAUAAUUCUAAUGCUUCGUUCUUUAGUUCUAUUCCUUCGUUAAACGAGACCAAUUUAUAACACUCAACGUAUUAGGUAUUUGAUAUUUCGAUAAUAACCAAUCAGUUCUCUGUGAUUGUUCUAGAGAUGGUAAAUAACCGAUGAUAAUAAUUCUCUAUUACCCAGGGUUUCUUUCGUUUUCUUUUGUAUAAGAAUAUUUUUUACCCAACCUCGAGUUGCAUUUCAAUAUCAAUUUUCGACAAUAAUUUGAGUGUAGGUUAGCUGGAAAGUUGUCGAAGCAACAAUUUUUCUCAUAUGUACAAAUCAAAUUAUUAUUCGUAAAAUUUCCGUAUUCUUGCAUUAAGUUUAUCAAUAUUUUUGCCGCAAAGCUUCAGUCUUCUUUAUUCGACCUCUGACUAGGUUAAUAAAUAAGCUGUGUGUUUCAAGCACUGACCUCUGCCAUUGACUGGACGAAAUUGCCGCUGGGGAUUCGCCCAAUUUUAGUAAAAAGAUAUUUCCAGAAAGCAAAAACGUGAACCUGAUGGACAUGUGGGUUAAUCGAUGCAAAAGUUUUGUUACUUUUACGUGUAAAUUAAUCCAGUCCUUGGGAGGUCAGUGUCUUCCAGUGGAACGUGAACUGUGUUCGGUUCCUGCACUUCCUCAGAUCAUUGUCAUGAAAUCAAGGGUUAAUCCCACAAUUCCAAGAUGCUGGUUCAUCUCAACGAGAGCUUAGUUGGUGUCCUGGCUCACGCAUGUAGAGACUUUAAGCGAUGAAACUUUAGUGAGACAAAAAUGUCGAGAGCAGUUCGACUACAGAGCGGGAAGGCGUUAAUGAAUGAUGCACUGUUGACCAAUUUGUAAAUUCCCCUAACUGCUCACCAGAUGUAAUAGUGUAAGUGUACGAUAGUGAAAAGAAAUGAGAAUACUGUAUUUGAUCAACGUAGCUCGAAUUCGCUUAAGUAGGUAAAUUCUAGUAAAAUAUCAGUAGCAAAACCUGAA
This is a messenger RNA of Dendronephthya gigantea, 3041 nucleotides long. Its product is annotated as guanine nucleotide-binding protein G(s) subunit alpha-like. The transcript is spliced from 13 exons. Lineage: Eukaryota; Metazoa; Cnidaria; Anthozoa; Malacalcyonacea; Nephtheidae. Gene Ontology annotation, cellular component: heterotrimeric G-protein complex. The coding region runs from base 363 to 1502 and encodes 379 amino acids. Gene Ontology annotation, molecular function: GTP binding; G-protein beta/gamma-subunit complex binding; G protein-coupled receptor binding. The record is from RefSeq and is a predicted model, not a curated record. Gene Ontology annotation, biological process: adenylate cyclase-modulating G protein-coupled receptor signaling pathway.